This is a messenger RNA of Phanerochaete carnosa HHB-10118-sp, 1357 nucleotides long. RefSeq lists its product as uncharacterized. The transcript has a single exon. Lineage: Eukaryota; Fungi; Basidiomycota; Agaricomycetes; Polyporales; Phanerochaetaceae. The coding region runs from base 760 to 1221 and encodes 153 amino acids. The record is from RefSeq and is a predicted model, not a curated record.
UCUUCCUUCUUCGGUUUUGGUGGAUGAGCUUGGUGGACGGUGACUGAUGUGCGUCGCGGGCAGGUCGUCGCGUUGCAGACCGGCGAGGCGGUCAUGUUCUCGGCGAGCGGGAUCAGCGUUCGCGGGGAUAGCCACGCGGAGGAAGAGCCUGAGCGUGAUGCGGGCGCUGUCGCACAGCUUGGUGCAGGGUACCUUAUCGUGCAGUCUCGAUUGCGGGUCACACAGGACGGCGGCCAGUCCAUUCUUGCAGUGCGAGAACCGGCUGGGGCUGCUUCUGGACCCCAGUGGGACUUAGUGCCGGCAAAGGCGUCGUCUUCUGAGAGGAGUAGUGGCGGGACAUCUGUCCCAGCGGGUUAUCCCGCUAGCGGUGCCGCUCCUUCUGCACGCAAAUCAUGGGCGAUGUUGCUCAGGGAUAAGGCGCAGGUGGAGAAGCGGCCUAUCGCAAGGGCUGCGGAAGCAUCGUUCGCAGAUUCUCCCUCACCUGAGCCACGUGGAUCAUGGAGAGGCGCUUCUCCUUCACUUCCGGCUCGCUCGGGAUGGGGGGCCACUUCUCCCUCGCCUACACCUACCACCAGUCACCCGGGGCGGGGGGCUUCUUCUUCGUCGCCCUCUGUUAAUUUGGGAUGGGAGACUGCCCCUCCCUCGCCUGUGGAAUGGGAGGCCUCACCUGCCGGACAUGGCGCACCUUCUCCCUCACCUGCAGAACGGGAAACCGAUGACAGUUCAAACCCAACCGCGCCUGCCGGUCCAACGGUCUUCAUGAUGACGAGCCUCGAGCUGCGUAAGUUCCGCCCGCUGGUCAAGUUCAUGCAGAAGAUGUUACAGGAGGAGAAGCUCUGGCGCGUUAGGACGCAGCGUGUGCGCGGCGCGCUCGACCUCGAGCCAGACGACAUCAUACAAGCGACGCAGCUCGGGCUCGUCGUGCGCGCCGAGGGCACGGGACCCACGCGAAUCAUGCUCACGCCCGGCGCAGAGUACGUCACGGAGCGUACGGUGUACCUCACCGGCGCCUUGCGCAGCUGCGUGCCGCUCGUCCAGUACCUAGCUGAGCAGGCAUCCGCGGGCUUCCACGAAAUCAACGCGGCCACGAUUAGGCGACGGUUCGGACAGGAGGUCGAGGAGGUCAUCACGGACGCGAAGGCGCAGGGCGUCGUGGAGGACGUGCCGAAUGCUCCCAAUCGUAAGAUCAGACUGUGUCCGCACACGCAGGUCGUCUUCUAAGCUCUGUUUAUCACUCUGAGCCCGCCCUGCACACCACUACGAUCCUGCUGUCAUAUUCUUUGUCGUCGUGGGCACUUUUGUGGCUUAUGUCAAACCACAAAUAAGGCGCUAAUAUCGUGUUGCAAAUGCAUUUUCA